Molecule: messenger RNA, 721 nt
Organism: Pyrus x bretschneideri (Chinese white pear)
Lineage: Eukaryota; Viridiplantae; Streptophyta; Magnoliopsida; Rosales; Rosaceae
Product: ATP synthase subunit beta, mitochondrial-like
Exons: 4
Coding region: 120-512 (130 amino acids)
Biological process (GO): proton motive force-driven mitochondrial ATP synthesis
Molecular function (GO): ATP binding
Source: RefSeq, a predicted model, not a curated record
UGUGCUUAUUGUUUUGGUGUUGAUUAUAGUGUUUACAUUUUCCUUGGAUUCUGACCUGGAUUUUGGUUUUUAUUUGCUAUUUUUAGGUUCCUGUUGGAAGGGCUACCCUUGGUCGUAUCAUGAACGUCAUUGGAGAGCCCAUUGACCAUAGAGGCGAUAUCAGCACCGAUCACUUUCUGCCCAUUCACAGAGAAGCUCCUGCCUUUGUUGAGCAAGCAACGGAGCAGCAGAUCCUUGUUACUGGAAUCAAGGUCGUCGACCUUCUUGCUCCCUACCAAAGAGGAGGAAAGAUUGGGUUGUUCGGUGGUGCUGGUGUUGGAAAAACUGUGCUUAUUAUGGAACUUAUCAACAACGUUGCUAAGGCUCACGGUGGUUUCUCUGUGUUUGCUGGUGUUGGAGAACGUACUCGCGAGGGUAAUGACUUGUACAGGGAAAUGAUUGAGAGUGGUGUCAUUAAGCUAGGUGAAAAGCAGGUACCGACUCUGCAUCAGGACUGGGGUGAUGUUUGCUAGAUCUUAAUACGGUAUAAAAUUUGGUUGUUUAGUUCUUCAUAGAACCAACAAGCACAACAAGCGAGUUUAGCAAGUUUUCCAUUUCUUCAGGUGCUACUUCAUAUAGUGUAUUACAUUUCAAGAACGCUUAACGUUUAUGAAAUGUGAUUGUUGUGGCAUGUGAAUGUCAAUUUCUUUCAUAAGGACAUUGGAAUUAGGUUGCUUUCUUA